Chrysoperla carnea is the source of this 3051-nucleotide messenger RNA. Its product is annotated as protein espinas-like. The transcript is spliced from 5 exons. Lineage: Eukaryota; Metazoa; Arthropoda; Insecta; Neuroptera; Chrysopidae. Gene Ontology annotation, molecular function: zinc ion binding. Bases 110 to 2953 code for a protein of 947 amino acids. The record is from RefSeq and is a predicted model, not a curated record.
CUUAGGAUGGAUACAACAUUGUAAGGAUAAAGUGUUAUCAAGUGUUAUACGUAGUGCGGGUAAUCAAAGUGCAUUAUCGAAUACAAGCGAUAAUGGUAACCAAUCAGUGAUGACAAGUGAUGAUACCGUCGGUGUUCUAGUUGUUGAGAAUGGUAGUGAUGAGCAUAAUAAUGUGAAUAACGGGGGGCAUAGUAAUAGUGCAUUUAAUAGUGAUAUUGCAAGUGUUACAUCAUCAUCGAUAUCGAUUGUGCAUAAUCAACAUCAACAUCAUCAAGGAAUAUCGCCAGGAAGUGGUUUAAGUAAAAGUAUGCCAUCGUCACCGUGUGCAUCAUCGUCGGCUGCUUCGUCACAUUAUAAUAUGUCGAAUGGUAAUAAUAAUGAUUCGGCAUCUUCAUCGGCAAUGAUACAUCGUAAUGUGGCAUUAUUGUCGUCAACGAAUCGUUUUCAACAGAAUCGCAGAGAUAUGAUGCCAAUGCAUCGUGGACAUCAUCAGGAUAAUAAUCACAGACCAGUAUGUCGAAAUUGUGAUUGGACUACACCCACAUCACCAACGUCCAGUAGUGGUGGUGCAAGUGGUGUACGUAUUGAAGAAAUUGAUCCACCAUCCGGUUCAACAUCAUCAUCGGCGGGUGUACUAGCUACCAUACCGCCCCACACGACCACAACAUUACAUUCGUCAAGUAUAAAUAACAGUACAUCAUCAGUAACAAUGAUGAGUGCAGAAAAUUUACCAUCAGCAAUGAUCACAUCACCAGGUGCUGGUAAACAUCCACCAUUACCACCGUUACCUCCAUCAAUUCCAAAUAAUAGUAAUGGAAGCACUAAUUUAAUAUUGAAUGACGGUGGAGGCGGUGGUCAAUUGUGUUCGGAUCGGUUAUUGGGUAAAAAAGGAUCACCUUUUGUACAGCAUGCAGAUCCGCAUCGACAUUCGCAAUCGGAUGAUGAUUCUGGAUGUGCUUUGGAGGAAUAUACAUGGGUACCACCUGGUUUACGGCCUGAUCAAGUUCAUUUGUAUUUUUCUGCAUUACCAGAAGAUAAAGUGCCGUACGUGAAUAGUGUUGGCGAACGAUAUCGUGUCCGACAAUUAUUACAACAAUUACCACCACAUGAUAAUGAAGUACGCUAUUGUCAUGCAUUAUCAGAUGAAGAACGUAAAGAGUUACGUUUAUUUUCUGCUCAAAGAAAGCGUGAAGCACUUGGACGUGGUUCGGUGCGACAAUUACCUGCACCAAUGCCAUGUGAUAAUUGUGAAGAAUCAUUAUCGACUGGUGACAUUUGUGUAUUUGCAUCACGAGCUGGUCCCAACACAUGCUGGCAUCCUGCAUGUUUUAUAUGUUGUGUUUGUAAAGAGUUGCUAGUGGACCUUAUUUAUUUUCAUAGAGAAGGACGUCUUUAUUGUGGUCGACAUCAUGCUGAAACAUUAAAACCACGAUGCUCGGCAUGUGACGAGAUAAUUUUAGCCGAUGAAUGUACAGAAGCAGAAGGCCGUGCAUGGCAUAUGAAACAUUUUGCAUGCACAGAAUGCGAACGACAACUUGGUGGCCAAAGAUAUAUAAUGAGAGAUUCGCGACCUUAUUGUCUUCACUGUUUCGAUGCAAUGUUUGCUGAAUAUUGUGAUUCAUGUGGUGAUCCAAUCGGUGUAGAUCAAGGACAAAUGAGUCACGAAGGUCAACAUUGGCAUGCUACGGAACAAUGUUUUUGCUGUCAUACCUGUAGAAAUUCAUUACUUGGUCGUCCAUUUCUUCCACGACGUGGUGCUAUUUACUGCUCUAUAGCAUGCAGCAAAGGAGAACCGCCAACACCAUCAGAUAGUAGCGGUCCAGCUCCACGUAUACCACGACAAACGCGAACACGUAGAGCGCCAUCACCAACUGGCAGUAGUACACCACCACCUUCACCUAAUCACCGUCCUGCGCUUCCUCCACCAAGUCCCAGUAGUCCUGGCUCACCUACUGGACCUUUAAUGCAUGCUAAUCAAUAUACCAGAUACCACAGUCUGCCAAGAUCAUCACCACCAUUACGCUCGCCAAAAAUGGGCCGAAGAGCUUUACAAAGAUCUCCAAAGCCUCCACCAUUACCUACAACACCUCCACCAAAUGAAGACAGCGAAGAUUUAAUGAAUCGAGGAAUUCCACCAGCCGGUGGAAAAGGAUUAGAUCGAGUAAUUUUAGAACGAAACUUAGAACGACUAUUACAUGAACGAGGGGGUGCAUCAAAUAGUACUUCAGGCUCUCCACAACCAACAAGUCCAGAUUUAGAAAGGCUUCUGCAUGCUAGAGAUCGUAGUCGAGAACCUCUACACUUAGCAGAUUUAAAUUUAAGCUUAGAUGGAUGGGAACCACAUUCCCCAUCCCCACCUUUGCCUUUAAAUGUUAAUCCUCAAUGUGAAAAUAAUAAUGGAAGUAAUGUACCAGAAGAUGUUAAUCGAACAGGCCAUGCAGCAUCAAUGCCUGAACUUCCAGUCCAAUCAUCAGGUCAGUUAACGCCAUUAUCUCCUAGCUCACCGCAAAGAAGGACAAAACUAAGUGUACGAUUUCAAGGAGAUAAUAAUGAAGCUUUUGAAAACGAUGAGCCUGAUGCAUCUGGAAGUGAUCAUCGAGCGUUUCCAAGAAGUCAAAGUUACUCAGGGCGAUCAAAACAUCAACGUCGAACUGACGAUAGAAUGCACGAUCCAAGAAAAUCAAUAUCAGAAAGUCAUAUGGUACCAAGUAGCAGUAGAGAGCACGAUGACGAUGCUGAUAGUUAUUGUUCCACUUGCUCGUCUAGUUCAAGUAGUGAUGAUUUUGCUUAUGAAUUACCCCCACGAAGAGCUUAUGGAGGUGUUCGAAUUUCGUAUGUGCCGAAUGAUGCUUUAGCAUGUGCAAGACGACGUCAACAAACUGCUGGAGCAGGAACUUCACCAAAUAAAAAACCGAAUGCUGAAGAUAAAGAAAAGAAUUGCAUAAUCUCUUGAUUACUUUGUGGCUUUAUUAAAAAUUGAAUUGUAAAAUUUGUUAAUAGUGUAGAGUUCGUUAAAAGAAGUGACCGUCAAGCAUGUUCAAAUUAGUUGAU